Messenger RNA from Sclerotinia trifoliorum, 2785 nucleotides. The record is from the annotation of a GenBank genome assembly. Lineage: Eukaryota; Fungi; Ascomycota; Leotiomycetes; Helotiales; Sclerotiniaceae.
CUAAAACAUUACAUCGUUGGCUUGUCUGGCCUCACCAAAAAUUAUAACACAAUUCUUGAUCUUCUCAUCCAAUCGAGUCUGCAAGCACAGCUUUGCCGGUAUGUCGCGGGCAGCUGAGGCAGCUAUGGCUGCUAGUUAUAAAAGCUUGAAGGAGGAUUUUGUGUCAAAUUUGACAGGAGGCAGCCUUGGAGAGAUAAAUAUGGUCACUGCUGUCGUCCCAGUAUGCCUUGCGCCAUGUCAACUAUCUUUGAUGCACAACGAGCUAAUUUGCUGGGGCAGGUCGCAGUUAUUCUUUGGUCGACUUUACAGACGCGGCAGCAUUUUUUCCUGCCAUAUACUCCAAUCGCUUUCGCUGUCGACUUCCUUCUCAACGUCGGGGCUAUUCUGUUGGCGAUUUCUGUCUACGCAGAUAUGCCCCUCACUUUGAGUCUCCUACUACUUGCGCCGGUUCCCCUAUUGUAUGCCAUUGCACCACAAAAGUCUUCGCAAAAGGCUUCGCAAAAGAAAUUAAGAAUACCGCCGUCGAAAACAAACCCUUCAGACCAAUUGAACCCACUCCCGAAGAAACCUUUCCUUACCAUCUACCGAGGGGCAAUGAUGAUUAUCACUUGUCUAGCUAUACUAGCCGUCGAUUUCAAGAUUUUUCCACGGAGAUUCGCAAAAGUAGAAAACUGGGGGACAUCGUUAAUGGACAUGGGAGUAGGAUCUUUUGUGUUCUCUGGUGGUCUUGUAGGAGCUCGACCAAUACUUAGAGAACAAAGUGCUGGCCGAACAUCGAAGCUCAGCACACGCUUAUAUAACUCCUUGCGCCAUGCACUACCCUUGAUUGUUCUGGGGACCAUAAGAUUGUACAGCGUCAAGGGGCUAGACUAUGCGGAGCAUGUUACUGAGUAUGGGGUGCACUGGAAUUUCUUUUUUACCCUUGCGUUCAUUCCUCCAUUUGUGGCGAUAUUCCAAUCCGCUUUUCAACUCAUCCCGUCAUACGCGCUGCUGGCAAUCAUUCUUGGUUCUUUGUAUCAGGUUGCCCUCGAAUAUACCAGCCUCAAAGCUUUCAUCCUCAUAGGUCCAAGAACAGAUCUAUUCUCGAAGAAUCGUGAAGGGAUCUUCAGCUUUUUUGGCUACCUCGCAAUAUUUCUGGCCGGUCAAGCAACGGGGAUGUUCGUAUUACCACGCAAUUCAAUGCCAGCCGGAGGCCCAUUAGCUCAAAGAAAACGCCUCUUAAUGACGAUGGGUGCAUGGUCAGGAGUGUGGAUUACGCUCUAUUUAUUCACGACAAAUUACAAAUAUGGAUUAGCAUUAAGUGUGUCACGCCGUCUCGCAAACCUUCCGUAUUUCCUAUGGGUUGCAGCUUUCAAUUGCUCACAAUUGACUGCAUUCUGUUUGAUCGAAACGAUAUUCUCUCCAGUUCAUAGAAGCAUGGAUGCAAAGACAGAAAAGGAGAAUUAUGAAUUCUCGACAAGUCGAGUCCUGGAAGCGUUCAAUAGAAAUGGCCUGGCACUUUUUUUGGCUGCAAAUUUACUUACAGGACUCAUCAACCUGACCAUACCAACUUUGUUUGUCAGCAACCUCCAGGCUAUGGGGAUAUUAUUAUUUUAUGCCUCUGCUCUGACAGGGCUUGCAGUAGGCUUGGAUGUAUAUGAUAUUUCUAUUAAAAUGUAAUCCUGGAUGGGUUAUUUUGAGGACAGUAAUCUGCAAUAUCUCAGAGAUCAGCUUGUGCCAUGAAACUUCCGCGCCUGACGAACGCAACGAUAAACCUUGUACACAAACUUUUAGACAUUUAAUCGAAGCCUCUGCUUUUGGAAGAUACUGAACCUGAACUCAUCAAUCUUACGGGUAGAUGAGACAAUAAAGCAAACGAUCCGGAAGCCCUGACCUCGGCGACAGACUAAUUGAUAUACCAAAGUAUUUCGUGCUAGCAAGAUCACUCAAGCUAAUUUUGGUAUGACCAUUGCUAUUGUCUACCUAUUGUCUGUGAGAAAUCAGGUGUCAGGUACUCAAGCAAUUCCAAGCACGAAUCUUCAUGGUAAUUUGAAUUAACAUUUGAAGUCACAACCUUGAUAAUAUUCGGUUUCAAUCAGCCCGGAAGAGUUUGGGCCUGGAGAUCAUCAGGUUAGUUGGUCGAAUCGGGAAGAUGAAACAAAUCCACCCUGCACUCACAUGCAACUCUACUCGAACUUCGACACAUGAUUCGUCCAAUCGAGGAGAAUGCAAGAAUGCAGAGGUGCAGGUACCCAUCGGCAAUACGACCUUGACCAGAUGAGGAAUCGAGGUUCAUCUGGUGGUACCUGAACCAUUCCCCGUUUGCACUGGUAUACAGUGAACUUUCUUCCUCCGACUGAAACGGGUAUAUUUGAAUUUUAGCCUGUAUCAUCGCAUCAGUGGUACUACGGCAAAAUCAUGUUGAUGUCCUCCUCCUUUUGAUGUUGACAUGCAGUGGGACAUCGCCAGGAAGUAAAGAAAUUAAGAUUUGAGGAUUGCGGAUCUUCCGCUUUUGAUAGAACGCACCCCUUUUUUCGUUGAACAUCUAUUUUUUUGUUUCAGAAACAUAUAUUUGAAGAACAUCUAGAAUUUGAUAUAGCGAACGUGGUAUAUGUAUCAUUUGUGUUACUCGAUAUUUCCCGCCAAGUGCUUUUCGAGCACUGAAAUCGUCAUAUCGGGGGAUGCUUGUAAUCCUUCCUUCAUCUGAGAAAAAGAAGAUUUGGGUGAGACCUAAUACUUAAUGUAGCAAUAUGAUCUAGGAUAUUUUAAGCCUUCCAAGGCUUUUCAUACGUACAACAAGGGAAAA